Molecule: messenger RNA, 788 nt
Organism: Notothenia coriiceps (black rockcod)
Lineage: Eukaryota; Metazoa; Chordata; Actinopteri; Perciformes; Nototheniidae
Product: ryanodine receptor 1-like
Exons: 5
Biological process (GO): release of sequestered calcium ion into cytosol by sarcoplasmic reticulum; striated muscle contraction
Cellular component (GO): smooth endoplasmic reticulum; sarcoplasmic reticulum membrane; calcium channel complex
Molecular function (GO): protein binding; ryanodine-sensitive calcium-release channel activity
Source: RefSeq, a predicted model, not a curated record
AUUCUUCGCCAAGGCCAAGAAGGUUGCCAUGAUUCCUCUCUCUCCUGGUCCUGCCCCUCCAACAGUGCCACGUUUGGUGGAAGAUGUGGUCCCGGACGACAGAGAUGACCCUGAGUUCAUCCUGAAUACCACCACUUAUUACUAUUCUGUGAGGAUCUUCGCUGGGCAGGAGCCUUCUGGUGUGUGGAUUGGCUGGGUCACUCCGGACUACCACCAGUAUGAUCCAGGCUUUGACCUUUCCAAAGUGCGCAGUGUCACUGUUACUGUUGGAGAUGACAAAGGCAACAUACAUGACAGCAUGAAGCACAGUAACUGUUAUAUGGUGUGGGGAGGGGACCUGGUCAGCAAUCAGCAGACCCGCUUCAGCCAGGAGGACAUGGUUAUUGGCUGCUUGGUUGAUCUGGCAACCGGUCUCAUGACCUUUACAGCCAAUGGAAAGGAGAUAAACACCUUUUACCAGGUGGAGCCAAACACCAAGCUGUUCCCCGCUGUCUUCGUUCAGCCAUCCAACCAGAACUUGGUGCAGCUGGAGCUGGGAAAACUCAAGAAUAUCAUGCCCAUCUCAGCAGCCAUGUUCCGCAGCGAGCGCAACAACCCGGUCCCGCAGUGCCCCCCCAGGCUGGACGUCCAGAUGCUGACCCCGGUUAUCUGGAGUCGUAUGCCCAACCACUUCCUCAAACCGGUGGUGGGCAAAGUGAGCGAGAGGCUGGGUUGGAGCGUGGAGUGCACGGAACCUCUCAUCAUGAUGGCUCUGCACAUCCCAGAGGAGAACAGGUCAGAAUCUGCAA